ACCGGAUCGGACAACAAAAUAAGAAGGGAUGCGUUGUGCACGUAUCGAAUCCGUUUUACCCUUUCCUCGCCUGACGCCAGAGAGCUGAAGGUCGCACGGAUUGAUCGUUGUCGCCGACUGCUCGGUCUCUGAAUCCAGUGAUCGAAGAUGUCAUCUCUUGCAGCUGCUAGAGCAGAUAAUUUUUACUACCCACCAGAAUGGGAACCAAAAAAGGGUUCCUUGAACAAGUUUCAGGGACAACAUCCUUUGAGGGAAAGAGCCAGAAAGUUAGACCAAGGCAUACUAAUUAUAAGGUUCGAGAUGCCCUUCAAUAUCUGGUGUGGUGGAUGCAAUUCGAUGAUUGCCAAAGGUGUAAGGUUUAAUGCAGAGAAAAAGCAAGUGGGAAACUAUUAUUCGACAAAGAUAUGGAGCUUUACCAUGAAGUCAGCUUGUUGCAAGCAUGAAAUAGUGAUACAGACGGACCCAAAGAACUGUGAAUAUGUCAUAAUCAGUGGGGCUCAACGCAAGACGGAGGAUUAUGAUAUAGAGGAUGCGGAGACAUUUGCCCUUCCAGCCGACGAAGUUAUAGGCAAGCUGGCUGAUCCCUUUUACCGUCUCGAACAUCAAGAAGAAGAUCUGAGAAAGAAGAAGGAAGUCGAGCCGUUGCUGGUUCGUCUUGAGAGAGUCUCAGACAGUCGGCAUGCUGACGAUUAUAGCCUAAACAGAGCCCUUCGAGCUCGUCUUAGAAACCAAAAGAGAAGGGUCGAGGAAGAAGAGGGGGUAUCGAGGAGGAUGGGCCUUGGCAUCCGGCUUCUCCCCCCCUCAGAAGAAGAUGCAGCAGUAACGGCUGCGGUUAGAUUUGCCUCGAAAUUUGAUAGGAACAGAAAGAACAAGCGGGCAGCAAUUAUGGCUUCCUCCAUCUUUCCAGACUCAUCGGCAUCUGCAUCGGGAAGUAAAAGAUCAGAGCUGGAAUCAAAGAGAAGAAAAAUAAAAGCAACCGCAGCAUCUGCAUCAUUGGCCGGAAGAGUCAAGCCUUUGUCGUGGCAACACAGCGCAGGGUUCGUAAAGCACUAACACAGAAAGGAUGCCAAUGGUUUGGUAGAAGAUUGCAGUUACCCACGUACAUAAAGUAUUUUGGCCAUUCGUGCUUGGCAGUGGUAUGUGAGAACAUACGGAAUGCAUGCUUUGUUUUCUCAACCUCCAUCUGCCUGUCGUAAUGACCUGAAAACACCAAGGAGGUAUCUUUUUUGAGUAGUACAAACAGAUUGAUCUUUUUUGGUUUUUGGGUCUUAUGGAACAAGGUUUGGGCUUCAACAAUGAAAAUAACUGUUUCACA
Messenger RNA from Musa acuminata AAA Group (dessert banana), 1315 nucleotides. RefSeq lists its product as uncharacterized. The record is from RefSeq and is a predicted model, not a curated record. Gene Ontology annotation, biological process: mRNA splicing, via spliceosome. The transcript has 7 exons. Gene Ontology annotation, cellular component: U2-type spliceosomal complex; post-mRNA release spliceosomal complex. NCBI's taxonomy places the organism in Eukaryota, Viridiplantae, Streptophyta, Magnoliopsida, Zingiberales, Musaceae. The coding region runs from base 148 to 1053 and encodes 301 amino acids.